Messenger RNA from Zea mays, 1037 nucleotides. RefSeq names its product peptidyl-prolyl cis-trans isomerase CYP19-4. NCBI's taxonomy places the organism in Eukaryota, Viridiplantae, Streptophyta, Magnoliopsida, Poales, Poaceae. The record is from RefSeq and is a predicted model, not a curated record. Gene Ontology annotation, cellular component: intracellular membrane-bounded organelle; cytoplasm. Gene Ontology annotation, molecular function: peptidyl-prolyl cis-trans isomerase activity; cyclosporin A binding. Gene Ontology annotation, biological process: protein peptidyl-prolyl isomerization; protein folding. The coding region runs from base 150 to 812 and encodes 220 amino acids. The transcript is spliced from 7 exons.
AGACCCACAUGUCAGUCAGCGAGGGCGCCUUGUUAUUACUUUUCGUGGGCGAGGCGAAGAGCCGAAGACAGAAGACUGCAGCAAAACCAUCAGAUCUAGCAGAACUCUCUCGACCUCAUCGGCGUUGGCGGAGCGCGUGUUGACCGGAGAUGGCGCCGAGCGGGUGGAGGAGGAGCGCGGCGGCGCGGGUCGCCUGGCGCCCGGCCACGGUUUGCCUGUGGCUCGCGCUCGCCGCCGCCGCACUGACGCUCGCCCAGGUGCUCGUCAACCUCGCUAAGAAGGACCUGACGGAGGUUACCCACAAGGUCUACUUCGACAUCGAGAUCGACGGCAAGCCCGCAGGCCGGAUUGUCAUGGGGCUUUUUGGGAAGACUGUUCCUAAGACGGCAGAGAACUUCCGAGCUCUUUGCACAGGAGAGAAAGGGGUUGGCAAGAGUGGCAAAGCCCUCCACUACAAGGGAAGUAAGUUCCACAGAAUCAUCCCCAGCUUCAUGCUCCAAGGAGGUGACUUCACUCUCGGGGACGGGAGGGGUGGUGAAUCUAUCUACGGCUUGAAGUUUGCGGAUGAGAACUUCAAGAUCAAGCACACUGGUCCAGGCCUUCUGUCCAUGGCCAAUGCCGGGAGAGAUACAAACGGAUCCCAGUUUUUCAUCACCACAGUGACAACAAGUUGGUUGGACGGGAAGCAUGUGGUGUUUGGCAAGGUGUUGUCUGGAAUGGAUGUUGUGUACAAGGUCGAAGCUGAAGGCCGGCAGAGUGGGGAGCCGAAGAGCAAGGUUGUGAUAGCAGAUAGCGGCGAGCUGCCGAUGUGACGGCGUGCUGAAUUGAUGUUCCAUCCCGAAACAUGAUGAAUAGAAGUUUCUGGUGGCCGUCUGUCGUUCUAGAACUGUUAGGCCCUCUUUGGAAUCUUACUGUUUUUACAGUUUUGAAGGAAUACUAUGGUUUAAAAAGUCAAAAUCUGUUUGCUUGUAUAAGGUAAAACGCAGUUUCGAAUACCAUGGUCUAUCUAAAGCGUAGUAUUUUUACAGUUUUGAAAA